AUGUCCGGUUUUAUUUAUCCAAACCAACAGCAGAUUCCUGUCCAAUUCAAUGAAGGCAUGAACAGUCAUAGCCAUAGUCAGUCGUUGAACGCUAAUAAUGGUCCUACUAUGGUGUCUUCAAUGAUUCCACCUACACUAAGUCAUCAUAUGGGCUAUAUGUUAAAUCCAAACGGUCAAUUUGGCCACCAACACUCGCAAAGUUUUAAUCAGCCAAUGAUGAAUUUACCACCACCUCCAGGUUUUAAUUAUGGCAAUAACUUUAUCAAGAACAAUGCUGUUAAUAACAUGGUCCAAUAUAGACAACCUCAAAUGAUGUUAUUAACACCAGUUCAAGAGAUAUCUCAUUUAAAAAACUCUGGGGCUCCCGUACUAUCAAAUAAUCUAAAUUAUCCUGUCAUACCAAAAGAACAUCAGAUUCAACGACCUGUCGAACAAGCUACAAAUGGCGGUGUAAACCCCGUUUUAGAUUAUGAUUUGGAAGUUAUGACAGACUAUAUUGUGGAAUUUAGCAUUUUGGCGUUUGAUGCCAAAGAUAAAUUUAAGGAAAAUAGCAAGGAUAAUAACCAAGAUUCUAUUUUAACUUUAUUUAACAAAGGUGUUGGCUCCGUUUUGAAUGCCACCAGAUUGCCUUCUGUUACUAUUUUCCAAGGUUUACAUUUUUUAUCUAAAUACUUAUCCAGGUUACCUAAUCGUCAUGCUUCAAUUGGUGGUAAUAGCAUUAAUAUUAUUUACCAACACACUAUGAUUGGUUUGAUUUUAGCUAAUAAGUUUAACGAUGAUAAGACAUUUACAAAUAAAUCUUGGUCAGAGGCUACCGGUAUGCAAUUGACCAUUAUCAAUGAAUAUGAAAGAGAUUGGCUAAAGGUGUUUGAUUGGAAAUUGUUCGAUGAUAAGUUUAUAUUAUACAACGAUUACGUGACAGCUUAUAAGACAUUUGUGCAGGAAAGCACAUUUGCUUGUGAGCCAAUAAAACUCCAAUCACAUUUUACAACUCCAACGUCAGCAACUCCUCUUCCUCAUCCUUCUAAUGAGGUUAGAAUCCCAGCUUUUCAAAGCUCAGAACAUCUAUUUUCUUCUCCAUACUUUUGCAUUAGUGAUGACGAAUAUCACCAUAAUGCUGGAAAUCCAACAUACUCUAACCAAUUCCAGCCACAAAUGUCUAUAUGCAUGGCUCCUUCAAUGCAAACGCAACCACAGAUGAGUUGUGAAAUGAAUGGUAACUCUAAUUUCAACUUAUCAAGUAGCCCAUUAGCAAGCAGCCCAAUUAGACAAGGACAAUUUAAUAAUUCUCAUAACAAUCUCAGUUGCCAGUCGGUAGAAAAUUAUAAUAAUUACAGUCACUUUAACGAUUUUUUGUCGCAGUCUAACAAUCUAGUCCCAUCCCAAAAUCAGGUUCCAGGUAUUUUACCGUAUCAACCAAAUUUUUACAACAAUUGGAAUUUAAACUAUCAAAAUAAUAGCACUAAUUCUGAUGUAAAAUUUGAUUAUGAUACUAAGUAUUUCAUCAAUCCAAUCAGUUGUUAA
Tetrapisispora phaffii CBS 4417 is the source of this 1524-nucleotide messenger RNA. It is a transcript of the gene CLG1, whose product is annotated as Clg1p. Gene Ontology annotation, molecular function: cyclin-dependent protein serine/threonine kinase regulator activity; protein kinase binding. NCBI's taxonomy places the organism in Eukaryota, Fungi, Ascomycota, Saccharomycetes, Saccharomycetales, Saccharomycetaceae. The transcript has a single exon. The coding region runs from base 1 to 1524 and encodes 507 amino acids. Gene Ontology annotation, cellular component: nucleus; cyclin-dependent protein kinase holoenzyme complex. The record is from RefSeq and is a predicted model, not a curated record. Gene Ontology annotation, biological process: regulation of cyclin-dependent protein serine/threonine kinase activity.